AUGUCUAAAUACUUUUUAAAAUUUACUUUAAUUAUUUUAAUUUUAAUAAAAUUAACAAAACAACAAAGAGAAGAUACAAAAAUAAUUAAAUGGCAAGAUUCUGAAGAAUGUAGAUGGAACAAAACAAUAUUUAAUCCAAAUUUGAUGGAAUGUACAUCUUGUAAUGGAUUAACAACAUUAAAUAAUGAAGAUGAAUGUGUUUGUCAAUUGGGAACAAUUAAUAAAGGAGAUGAAAUUGAGGGGAUAUGUGAAAAAUGUGAAAAUGGCAAAGCAAUAAACAAAAACAACGAAUUUUGUGUUUAUUGUUUAAGCAUUAAUGGAACGUUAUUACAACCAGAUAACAACGGAAAAUGCCCAAAUUGUGGGAAAGAUGAAAUAUUGCAAAUAACGGGAGAGAAAAAUGGAAUCCCAACAGAACAAUGUAUUAAAUGUCCAAAAGGAACAAUAUCAGAUGGGGAAUAUUGUAUUUUGUGUAAAAAUGAUUUUGAAUGUUUUUGUAAUAAUUCUGGAAAUUCAGCUAUUUGUAGUCAAAUAACUUCAAUUGAAGCGCUUUCUACAAUUCCUUUAUUGCCUGAAAUUAUUGGGGGAACAGAAAAUUCUUAUGGAGAAAAACAAUUUAUUUCUGAGACAAUUUCCCAAAAAGUCCAAAACACAGCUUUUUUCUGUCAACAACAAAAAAGUACAAAACACUGCCAACAACUUGCAAACUUUUGUACAUUACAAGAUUAUCCUAGAAGAAUGGACGGAAACGGGGAAAAUUGUUGUGCUUUAGCAAAACAAUUAAUUCCCCAACUUUUCUAUACAAAUAUCGAAGCAUCUGCAGAAAUAUUUCGAGAGGGGGCAAUUAAUGGAAUUUUCACAUUUAGCGAAGAAAAUGAAAAAAAUACAAAAUUAGAAAUAAUUGCAAUGACAUUUAAUGAGAACGGAAAAUUUCUUGGUGAAUGGACAGUGUCUAAUGGAGAAUACCCAAUAUUACAAAUUUGUAAUUUAGAACAAAAAAGAGAAGAAGCAUUUAAAUUUGGAAGGUAUUUUCAACAAAAAUGUCAGCUUUCUUUGUUGGAUAUAUUACGUUGGAAUAAAAUUUGGGAGGAGGAAACAACACAGGAUUACAAAAAUGAGAAGUUUAUUUUUGGGACAAAAACAAUAUUUUUUGAAUUGUAUUUACGUUAUAGAAAUGAAGAAGGAAUGAUUGUGCUCACACAAAUUCCAAUACUCAACGAAGACUUAAAAGGUGACCAAUAUAUUGGCUUAUAUGGAAAUCGUUUAGGAGAUAAUAUUUUAAAAAGUAAUGCUCGUUUAUUGUUAACUAAACGUUUUUAUUUGGUUGAUAUUCAAAAAAAUAUAAAAAUAAUAAAAGAAGGAGAUAAUAAUGACCAACAACAACAACAACUACUACUAAUUCGAGUACCUAAAAGAAUUAGUUUACACAUUCAUUUUGAUCAAACUUUUGAUGGCCAUAUUUACACUCCAUAUUUACAACUCUCUCAUUUUCAAUAUUUAUUUAAAUUAGAAAAAAAUAUUUCAACCAAAAAUAAUACUCAAUUACUAUCAAAAACAAUUUUAACAACAAAAUUUAGUAUUGAAUAUCACACAGAAAGUUAUACUUAUGAUAAAUGUAUUGAAGUAAUUAUGGCUACAUUAUGCUCGUUAGCAGCUGUCUGGGCAGCAUUACAAACAUAUAGUUGGAGUCGCCGUUCAGGAAAAUUAAUUUUAAUAGAUGCUUCAACAAUAAUAAAAUUAUUAUUUUUUGGUGCUGAUUAUAUUGGAAAUAUAUUUAUUGGGGUAAUGGGUUCUGCUUGUAUUUGGUUAAUUUAUGCAUAUAAAUUACAAACAAAUAUUCAUUAUAUUCCUUUAAAUGGAAAUCAAGAAAAUUCAUUUGUUGCUUAUAUGAUUUCUGCUUUGGCAUUAAAAGGAAUUGCUUUAUUACACACAAUGUUGACGUUAAUUUUGGUAAAAACAUUUUUUAUUGACUGGGAACGUCCACGUUUAUUUUUAAAUAAUUUUGAUGAUUUUGGAAAGAAAAAAUUAUUUGAAGAAAAUAAAGGAAAUGAAAUUGAAAUUGAAAAAGAAGAACAAAAAGAAAGAGGAGAUCUAAAUAAAGUUGUUAUUUGGAGAACAUAUUUAAUUGCAAAUGAAUGGAAUGAAUUACAAUUAUAUAGAAAAACAAAUAUUGGAAUACAAUUAAUUUUAAUGCUUUUUGUAAUGGAAUAUUUAAAUUUUGGGGAAUGGGCAAAAGUUCAGCCAGGUUUUGGAAGAUGUAAGGAAUCGGAAUUGAUAAAAUUAAUUAAAAUUGGAAUUGAAAAAGGAAAGGAAAUUAUAGAAAAUAAAGAAACGGAAAUAGUAGAGUGGGAAUAUAAAAAUAGAAAUUGA
Messenger RNA from Meloidogyne enterolobii, 2370 nucleotides. NCBI's taxonomy places the organism in Eukaryota, Metazoa, Nematoda, Chromadorea, Rhabditida, Meloidogynidae. The record is from the annotation of a GenBank genome assembly.